Molecule: messenger RNA, 2280 nt
Organism: Morone saxatilis (striped sea-bass)
Lineage: Eukaryota; Metazoa; Chordata; Actinopteri; Moronidae
Product: TSC22 domain family protein 2-like
Exons: 1
Coding region: 694-2280 (528 amino acids)
Source: RefSeq, a predicted model, not a curated record
GAGGAGAGUGGCAGCAGGAGUUAGCAGCCUGUUAGCUCUCUGCCGCUCUGGUAAAGUGGUUAUCUGUCAGCUAGCUGCUACUAGCAGCUGCCAAAAGUGAGCUGUCCGCACGGCGAGAGGCAAAACUUCACUGACUUUGAGACGUUUUCUCCAUCUACCGCUGGAUUGUAUUCUCUCUUUCAACAGCCAGUGGAUUUGUUUACAUCGCGAUGCCGCACAUGCUGGUACCCAGGUAGGGGAAACUAGCUACCCUCAGCUAACUCAGCUAGUCGGCGAGUAACACAUACAGGGCUAGCUGAGAGAGAAGAGUGGGCUGUGAGACCGGGCCCGCCUCAGACUAAAGUACCGGCCGCAGCUGCUGAACAAGAACUUUGACAAGGGCCUGUUUGCAACUCCGCUGCCGAGACGCGAGGAAGGCCGACCCGGGCUGUGAGAGGAGCCGGAGCAGGAGGGACAACAGGCGCCUGUGUGCUGCGACCGGACACCGCGGAACAUUUGGUGAGUUUCGCGGGGUCUGGCCCCGGUUGUGACACUUUUCUCCGACACGAGAGAGGAAGAGGAACGGUAUGGAAAUGUCCUGUGACGGUACGUGUCUGUGUCGUGUCCCUCAGCUGUGAAUUACUUCGCAAGACAUUAGUCCAGCACUUUGUUUCAUCUGGAGGGGGCAGACGGACUUGACGCAGAUAAGUCAACAUGUCGAAAAUGCCGGCUAAGAAGAAAAGUUGCUUCCAGAUCACGAGUGUAACGCAGGCUCAGGUGGCGGCCAGCAGCAUCACCGACGACACCGAGAGCCUGGAAGACCCGGACGAGUCCCGGACAGAGGACGUGUCGUCGGAGAUAUUUGACGUUUCUCGGGCCGACAUGGGGGUGUGUGAGAGGAGUUCAUCGGAGGAAACCUUAAACAACGUAGGAGAGCAUCAGGAGGGCCAGCCGUCUUCCACAGGUCCUGUCAACGGGGGGCUCAAUUACAAAAGUAUAGGCACUGGUCGUGUCACCCCACAUCAUUUAGGAGGAAGUGUGCCUGUGCCAGCUCCAGCUCAGCCCUUUGUUCCAAGCUCAGCCACCCAUCCCUCCACAGUCAUCAGUUCGGCCCCUGCUGCCGCUGUCUCUACUAACGUGGCUCCCACCGCUCCUGGGAGCGCCAGCUGUAGUUCCCGUUUCAGGGUCAUUAAACUCGACCAUGGUACAGGAGAGCCCUUCAGACGGGGCAGGUGGACAUGCACUGAGUUCUAUGAGAGGGAUUCGGAUUCAAAUGUUAAUCGAACUGUGGACAGCAUAAAGCCAACUGUAACCCUUGACCACAGUACAGACAGGGACAGCGGGCUCGGGGCCACCAGUAACUCUGUGCUUACUAGCAGUGCUUUUUCUGCACAGGCUUUGGAGACCACCGCGGACAGUGGUUAUUCCACCGGGCACCCUGCCCACCCCCACCCUUCAGAGCCUCUGCAGCAAGGCUACAGCUUGGCUCCUCAGAUAGGGAGCGGGGCAAGUGCCUUCCAGCCCACUGGGUUUACAACUACAGCAUCACAGCAAGCGCAACAGGCACAAGUCACUAUGCAUCCUGUUGCUCCCCAAACCUUCCUCUCUAACAGCCUCAACGGUGUGCACCAAGGUGCCAUGAAGCAGUCUCCCAUUAUGCCUCCUGCCACGCAGGCCCAGCAGUUUGCCUAUUCUACUCACCCCACUGGCCUCUCACCUGGCCAGCCGGACUACCGUCAGCAGCACUUUGGCUCAAGCACUCAGAACUUUGCCAUGUCGGCCCUCUCUGUGGGGCCUCCAACCAGCCAGGUACCCUCGCCUCUAAUCACCAGUGCUGGUCCCGGAGCCCUGGGGCUGGGCGGAGAGGCAGGCCCAGCCCAGGGCCUCUUGCUGCAGGCGGGUAAUGCACCAACCAUGGCCCCCAUUCUUCCAGGAAAUGGCCAACAGCAGCAUGUCAGCCAGACGCAGCCUUCAGGAGGGAUAGGCAUUGCACCCGCACCUUCCACCACAGCCACCUCCCACAGCAGUGUCCAGAACGCGCCUGCCACAGUGCCCACUACCACCAACACCGCCCUGGUUGGAGCCCACGGAGGUGUCAUAACUGGCCUUCCCGCCGGCUUCACUAUCCAGGCAGAAGAUAUUAGGCAGAAGUCUGAUGCCCUACCUCAGCCCAGUGCCGGUGUGGUGCCGGGGAAAGAUGGUGUAAAUCCCUUCAUCGGCGAGGGCCUCAACCUGCCCACUCCUGCUGUCAACAGCUUGUUUGGCAUCCAUAUUACCAUGAAUGUGGAUGAGGACAGGUAA